Molecule: messenger RNA, 4302 nt
Organism: Petromyzon marinus (sea lamprey)
Lineage: Eukaryota; Metazoa; Chordata; Hyperoartia; Petromyzontiformes; Petromyzontidae
Product: calcium-binding protein 1-like
Cellular component (GO): cytoplasm
Molecular function (GO): calcium ion binding; calcium channel regulator activity
Source: RefSeq, a predicted model, not a curated record
CCCCCCAAGCCCCCAUCACCAUCGCCCCCCUCCCGUGUUAUACCGCGUGGGUGACGGCACGGAGUGUCCCAGUGUCGCCCUUCUCCGUCUGUACCAGGUGCGGAGGGGAGCGGUGGUGCUUCGGUUGGCGCACUGUCCCGCGGAUGACAUCGGCGGGCCACGCAUCGGACUGGGGUCGGGACUCCAGCCUCCUCGGAGAUCCACGCGGCCUCACUCUCCUGACACGGAGCCUCACGAGGAGGGGCCCAGUGGGGAGAUGCAGAACCUUCUGGGGCCCGCGUGCAUCUUCCUCCGGGGUGGCCUAGCCGAGGCCCUCAUCAAGGAGAGGGAACUUCGUCCCGAAGAGAUUGAAGAGCUGCGCGAGGCGUUCCGCGAGUUUGACCGCGACGGCGACGGCUUCAUGACGUGCCGCGACCUGGGCCUGUGCAUGCGGACCAUGGGCUUCAUGCCCACCGAGAUGGAGCUGCUGGAGCUCUCGCAGAGCAUCAACAUGACUCAGGGUGGCCGCGUGGACUUUGAGGACUUUGUGGAGCUGAUGGCCCCGAAACUCCUGGCGGAGACGUCGGGGAUGGUGGGGAUCAAAGAGCUGAGGGACGCCUUCCGUGAGUUUGACACGAACGGGGACGGCAGGAUCAGCUCAGCGGAACUGCGUGAGGCCGUGGGGCAGCUGAUGGGGGAGCAGGUGUCGGCCCGGGACAUCGACGAGAUCGUGCGAGACGUGGACACCAACGGCGAUGGACACGUCGACUUCGAGGAGUUCGUGAAGAUGAUGUCGCGCUGAUGGGCGAGACCGUCCCACGGGCGAGCGGUACCGCGAGUCGCUCGACGCCGCCGCCGCCACUCAUCCCACACAUCGUACCCCCAACCCCCCGACCCCACCACCCGGCCCCCGGACCCGGUCACCCUCUCCCCCACCUGCGCUUCCCUCCCACAUUGAAACGCGGCACCUCUCCGGCGCGCAUUUUCGCGUUGUUGCCGCGUGCCGGUUGUUUGGAGCGCCAUGUCUGACGUUUUGCUGCACAUGCCGGGAAAAGCUUCUCCUGCUGGGAAGGAGGCUCCCAGCACGUGGAGCGGAGAUGUCGCACAUGGCGCCCAAAUGGAACGCGGGCGACUCACGCGAGAGCGGCGGCGGGAACACCGAGGGGAGUUUGGGAGGGAGCCCGGAGCCGAUGCUUUAGUCAGCGUUACCACCUUCGAUAGCGUCAAUCGAGCCAUUCCAGCUUCUCUGUGUGGCCAACAGCAGUGACUCGUUUGAGAAACACUUCAAAUGACCGACUGGGUUCUCAAGUAGUUCACUCUCAUUCGCUCUCGACAUACAUGGGUAGUGCUAAGGUUUUGCUACAUUCGGUGGCACCAGUUUCUGCUCUUGCCCGUGGGCUAAGCGUCUCCUCGCGAGUUCAACCACGAGUUGUCAAUCCCUAUCCUGUAUCCAAAUGUAUUCACCACCACCCCUCGUAUAGAGCUGCUCGACACACGGUGCGUUUCAGCGACACUUUCCGUGCAAGCCGCAGCAACGUAGACCAGAUAACGUGACGCACCGUGCAAUGCAAAUUCCGUUCGUCCUUAACGUGCUUGUGUGCGUCCGCGUGUGUGUGUGUUCCUUGCAAAAGCGAAGGCCCUUGUCUGAUGUAUCUUCAUAUAUAUAACACACAUAUACUUUGGAGCUAGUUCUGUUGGUCCCCUGUUCAGUAAAGCUACCAGAUUUCUGGGAGGUCAUCCAGUACAUGGUGACGAGCCGACAACCCCCUCCUUCCGUCAGGCCGCGCCGUUUCCUAUUGGCAGGAGUUGAACAGCAGGCCAGAACAGCAGAGGCCCCCGACAAAAUCCUGAGUUUUUGCGGUUGACAUUGGGACAGACUUUGUGAACCCACCAAGGUGUGAACCAGAAACAUGGCAGCUACCGGUACCGGUACGCAGCUGCCCUGCUGUAGCAACGAGAGGAAACGGAGGAGUGUGUACUUUUUAGCCAGAGCCGUUGUUAUUCCACGCACACUGCCCGUGUCGGUCCAGAUUCAUUACUCGUGUCUUCCCCAUAGUGACCCCACCGUUAGAGUCACGACCUCCGAGAUAACAAAAAUAUCAUGGUAAAGAGGAAUAUCUCACGAUAUCAGAAAAUGGGAGCGCUAUGUGUGAAUUCAUCGCUUAAUUGGUGCAUUAUUAUCAUUCUUAUUCCAGUGAGUAAAAAAAACAGAGACUUGUCAGGUUACAGGGAAAUUGACAAGAUUUGCCAGGAUGGGAGCAGCUGCCUCCUGGGAAAACCAGGACAGGGUUGUUUUAUGAAGCAACAGGGGUUGUUGACAAGCUGCUGUUGUGGGGCUACGUUGUCAACAGCAGAGGGCCGUGCAGCAAAAUCCAUUGUUGUACUGCACUUCAAUGCUCCCGCGUCUAUGCCCCGCAAAUAGAUUGACCCACACUUGACCACCGUGGUGAAGUGUGGUCAAAUAACUUUAACACAAAGGCAGCUUUUACAAGCAAUAUUAUUCACGAUAAAGUUUUUUUGGGUUAGAGAUCGCGUAAAUGUAACUGUUGUACACCCACAUCCACGCAAGACAGCCAUUAAGGUUUGUCACGUGAUCAGAACGUGCGAAUGUAAUACUUCUGGCAAAUGCCUGAUGCUGCUGAUUGUAACCACCAGCGAGACAUCGAUACGUCAAUUGUAAAUGUUGUGGUUUUGCUCUCCAACACACAACCGGUGGUGCCAAAGUAGUAACCAAUGUGCACGUUCCAUUCACGUGACAAAUCGUACUAAUUGGCUGUCGAGUGGAGGUGGAUUUAUACGAUCUCAAGCCCAAAACAACUUUAUCUUAAAUAUAGUCAAAUAACUGCCCAGCAACCCGCACGGCGUGGGUGGGGGGGGAGGAGCACUCAUCCAGCAGUGGUUUUGCCGAAAAGGUCCGUUCGCGUUCCCCAUGCGGCGCACGUGCAGGGAAGAGUCGAGCGAAACGUCUCUGGAGGAAGGGCCCAGUUCACACGACCAUCCAGCAGUAGACUCCCUGUGCGCCAGAGCAGUGAGACCGUGGCACCACAUCGUGCCCAGGCGGAGUGGUUGAUGUUGCCCUGCACGUGCUGGAGGAGGAGGCAGUCCCAUGGUCUCUGUGGCUACGUGGGGCUGACGUCCACACACAUAACAUCGACAUACAAAUUUAUUGAUUUAAUUGUAAUACCUUUUUCUUGUGUAUCUGGUGCUGCGUGUAAAAACGUUCGCUAAAUAAAAGUAGCCUCCCUUCCUCCGCACGGCUGCAAGGCAGAAGCAUGUUUCUCCGUAACCGCAGGGAGUUGCGCCCCGCUUUUCUUUACGCUUUCCAGCCAAGGUUGAAUCCUUUUGCAUUUUGGCUCUGUCCGUCCGAUCCUGAUUCUGUCUGUGUUGGUAACGCGGGCUCGCGAUAACUUUGCAAAGCAAGACGAUCCUCCCGGCGGUUGGUGGCCCAAGUAACGUGGGCUGUGACCACACACAGAUGUCACCAAAUUCCCCUUCCCUUGAGCGUCAAGUGGCCAUUCCGUAGCCUGGCAAUAGACGGCAGUACAUAAUUCUGUACGAGAUCAAGUGUUUGCGCCCUUGCACGUGUGAGUUAUCUCCAGAUGCUUCACACGUAAAAACAACUGGUUAAUUGGCCGAAAAAUAUUUUAAUAUAUAGGACCGCAGAGCUUGGGCAACUGUUGGCAGCGCCAGCUCGACGCCCUGGUCGCCGGUGCCCUUCAAGCUCUGUGGUUCGUCGGCGAUUGCGAGGGAUGCAAUUUGCACGAUGACGCAGCACGAAACUGAACUUCAUCCCAACUCAAGAGAAGAUUGGGCAAAACCGGUGGCAUUGGCGACAUUUGAUCGGCCAAUGGCCACGCGCGAUGACGUCACGCCACGCACUCGUCCGCUCCCCGUCGACGUUUUUACGCAAAGCUGCGUCAUCGCCGCCAAUUAAAUAACCCCCCCGAAAGUAAAACGCUCGUUGGAAAGCGUCAAAAGAAUCCGCGCACGUGCAACGAAUUCACCCUUUGCUUGAAAUCGCUGUUCGCGGUUUUCUUGGGCGUCGUCUCUUCCGAUAACGACGCCCCCCCCCCCCCCCCCCCCCCGUUUUCAGUGGAACUCCCUCUGCAGCAGUAGCUGCAGCUGGUGCUUUUAGGGGAUACGUCCUCUCUCUUCUGAGAGUCGGCGCACGUAGCCGUUGGGGGACGCAGGCGGUGCAAUCGCACCCUAACCCCCGUGGUACGACCACAACCACGACACCCGCUUGUGUUGCUAGCACUUUGAAGCUCCGUGUGACACCAUUCCAUCACCACUUACCCCGUAAUAAAGCCUCGGAUUAACAGG